Drosophila grimshawi is the source of this 882-nucleotide messenger RNA. RefSeq lists its product as uncharacterized. The coding region runs from base 210 to 710 and encodes 166 amino acids. The transcript has 5 exons. Lineage: Eukaryota; Metazoa; Arthropoda; Insecta; Diptera; Drosophilidae. The record is from RefSeq and is a predicted model, not a curated record.
UGCAAACAGAAGUUGAAAAGCGGUAAAAUUUGUAUUUUGAUUGUGGCCAAAAGAGAAGCCCAUGAAAAAGAAUUCCAGCUGUUGGCCGCUUAGCAGGCACCUGGUAACAUUACAAUUGAAACUUCAAAGAAAAUCAGAUUAAAAUAUUAAAAAUUCCGAAAUUCGGAGAACGAGAAGUCGGAAACGGAAUUAACAAACUCUAAAUAAGAAUGGGGCGCAACUUUUUGGAUGCAGCAUGGAUCAUACUUAGUAUUGUGUGGUUGGGUCUCUUUGCGCUCUUUUUUGCCACUUUCUUUGAAUCGGACAAAUUUGACAUCUUAACGCCCUUAAUGGGGCCGGUAGGUCUAUUCAUUAUCUGGAUAUUUUUCUGUGGGCUUUAUGCUUGCUUAAGUCAGUCAAUAAGUUUAAUUUCACUGACAACAUACGUUAUAUUUUGUAUAAGUAUUAUGCAGGGAGUAAUUAUUUUACUGUUCUGGCUACAACAACCCCCAUAUAUGGUGGAAUUUAUAUUACUUUGGCCAAUCUGUAGAUUUGUUAAUUUUUUCAAUGCAUUAUCAAGUGUAUUUAAGUUAUUUUGCCUAUUUGGGUAUGUUGGGCAUUAUCAAAAGAACAUAUUCAAUAUUUCUGGAUUGAUCUUUAUUUUUGGGAUUGCACAUUAUAUACUAUCGAAAAAACUAAAGAAUGCGAAACUAAAGUCACUGGUACGAUGAAAGAUUACGAUACUAUCGACUUAAUAACUUAUUCGUGAAAAAAUAUAUAUAUUUAAAUACUUUUGUUGAAUUUUGUACAUGUUUAAGACUUUUCAGCAAAAAUUAUGUUACUAAAUUUUAAAAUUGUAAAUAAGAUACAGAAAAACAUCGCAUCUUAAAUAAACUUAAAAUG